CGUCGCGACGCCUCUACGAAGCGCCUGUUUAGGGAGUCAACCCCCAACAUUGCAACGUGUUUCGUCAGAGUGGCACUACUGUUUUACGCGGAGUUUUAUUUACUAAAUUAUGUUUACACGUGACGUAAGUGAUGUUUUUGUGAUAAGUUAGGAUGCAGGAAGGAAAUAGGCCCCGAAUUCAGGGCCCCAAGCCGGCCAUCCCGAACAAACCUGCCAUAGCCUCAAAACCUAGGUUCGUGCCACCUGUUAAGGUCCAGAGGAAGCCUUCGCAGGAUGCAAAUCCUCCCAGGUAUUCGAAUGCGGUCGAGCAGAAGCCCCAAUGUAACCAAAAGGAAUUGCAAUCGAGUAGAAAAAUAGAUUAUAGAGAGCCUAAGGAGUACGUGGCCAACGUCAAGUACGACGAGUAUACGUCAAAAUGUGAUAAGUUUUCGCACUUCGAAGCCUACAAGAAGGUGGAGGAAAUGAUGCAGAAAACUCCCAACUCCCCAAGUACCGUGUGUUGCAGUAUCCUAUCAAACGCGACGACUGAUUGUUGCGGCAUCAUAAACCUAAACAAAAACAUGAUCAAAAUCGAUUCUGUCGACUCGAAUAACUCCUCGGAUAGCGGGGGGUUCAAGGAUUUCGUCCAGCUGGACGUAAACAAGGAGAAGGAGUUUCAAACGCACCAGAGAAAAAUUUCGCAGCCCGACUUCCUAGCCAACGCGAAGCUGACCGGUCACCAAAGGAAGUCCUCGCAGCCGGACUUUAUGUCGCAGGAGGUGCGGCAAUCGUUCGCGCAAAACAAGCAGCACUUCGUGGCGAACGCACAAGCUCUGGCGCACUUUUUGCCGCAAACGGAGCACAAAAUCCAGCAGCACAAGCAACAGAAGACUGAAGACGCGAAAACGAAGCCGAUAGCUGCGCACGGCCAGUUUCAGCAGUCGACGAAGAAGCUCGAGGAGCUGUUCGCCCAGAGGAUCGAGAAGGAGAAGGUGCUGCGCAGGGGGCAGCACUGCCUGGUGGAGGGGGAGAGCAGUCAGGAGGUGGAGCAGAAGAUUAUGGUGCAGAAGCAGAUACAGCAGAAGCUGCAGGCCGAUUUGAAGCAGACGGUCAAGCAGAUCCAGGAGAUUCAGAGCAUCGAACUCAGGUUGCCCCAGAACAGGAAGUGGAACGAGAGCAACAGAAGUCAACCAGCCAUUGGUUUGAAACACACUCCAAAAUCGAGGCCCACAAUUUUCGGAACCGUCGCUUCAGACCUCACACCUAAAGACUGCUCCAACAGACGAAGCUUACCGCAGACACCGCAAACUAAAAAUUUCGCCAAAAUUUUUAAUGGCGAUGCGAAUCAGGAGACCUCUGGUGACCCUGCAUCGCAACAGGACAAUGCACUUGUCUACAGGGACGGUAACUUGGUGUCCGGCCCGCUAGAAGCCCUGAUCCAGCACAUGGUGCCCACCGAUACGUAUUACCCUGACAGAACCUAUUUGUUCGCUUUCCUGCUUUCGUCGAGACUUUUUAUCAAACCGCACGAUCUUCUGGCCAAAAUUCGCGCCCUAAGCGAUUCGCAGCAAGGGCUGGGUACGUCCCUGGGCGGCGUGCAACACACCGGACAGGUCCGGUUCGCCGAAUAUUUGGUGCAGUUGCUGGCCGAGUGGACGGAAAUAUUCCCCUACGAUUUUAGGGAUGAAAGAGUGAUGCAGCACAUACGCACCAUCACGCAGCAGUGCUGCGCAGUAAACUCCAGCUUAAGGCAGAACGUGUCGUCCAUGUUGCACAACCUGCUUCAGCGGCUGAACGCUCUCGAAGCUUACGAAAAGAUGAUCGAGAAUCUGGCCAGCCAGGCCGACGAAAAUUCCACGGACAUCUCCGAUGUCUGCCCGAAUCCCGCCGUUUUGGCGCAGCAACUCACCCACGUCGAGCUUGAGAGACUUUCGUUCAUCGGUCCAGAAGAGUUUGUGCAAGCUUUUGCAAAGGAGAAUCCCCAUUUGGAAACUUCGUUCAAAGAUAUGAAGAAAACUCAUAAUUUGGAGCAGUACGUUCAAUGGUUUAAUAGACUGAGCUAUUUUGUAGCAACCCAAGUUUGUAAGUAUCAGAAAAAGAAGAUGAGGGUUCGCGUGGUGGAAUACUGGAUCGAAGUGGGAAGAGAGUGCUUCAACAUCGGCAACUUCAACAGCCUGAUGGCGAUCAUCGCGGGUUUAAACAUGUCGCCGAUAUCGCGACUAAAGAAAACCUGGAACAAGAUUCAGUCGGGUAAAUUCGCCAUUUUGGAACAUCAAAUGGACCCGAGCAGCAAUUUCAGCAGCUACAGGAGCACCCUUAAGGCGGCCAUGUGGCGAAGCGCAGGCGCAGUCGAUCAAAGACAAAGAAUUGUCAUUCCGUUCUUUAGUUUGUUGGUCAAGGAUCUCUACUUCCUUAACCAAGGUUGCUCCAACAAGUUGCCGAACGGCCACAUAAACUUCGAGAAGUUCUGGCAGCUGGCGAAACAGGUUACGGAGUUCAUGGCGUGGAAGGAGGUGACGUGUCCGUUCGAAAAAGAUCCGAAAAUCAUUUCCGUUCUGCAAAACGGCCCCAUCUUGAACGAGAACGCUUUGGCUCUCGCCAGUUUCGAGUGCGAGCCUCCGGAAAAUAACCAGGAAAAAGAGCGUUGUAAGAAUUUGAAGUCUGAAAGCAGUUCAAAUUAGUUUUCGCGCCGCCAUACGUUGGUAAUACAAUUUUAUUUUUUUAUUACUUGUUGUUACGUGUAUAUUUAUGCGUUGAGCUUUUGUUUAGUUUAGUUUGUUGUACAUAACCUAUGUAAAUUGUAUUAUAGUUUCAAAAUUAUUAUUUAGUAAUUCUUAAAGUAUUGAUUUUAUAAUUGUGAUUUUUAUAGCUUUUAGUUGUUUAAAAACAGCACAAAUUUUGAUGUACCUUAUUCAGUUUUUUUUAGUGUUCAACACUUUUAUAAUCGACACUGAUCUACACUUUUUUAUAUUAUCUAUACAAGUCCAUAUUGGAUGUUUAUUAGAAUUAUUGUGAUACGUAUUUUCUGAAAUCAAUUUAAUCAAAACUUUUUGAUAUUUUAAUGAGUAAAUUCAGAGAGAAAAUAGUUUCUGUUUUUCAUUCACAAAGUGUCUAGAUUUGUGUCCCAAACUUAAUCAACUGUAUUUGCCAUUGUUGCGUUAGUUUUAAUCAAUUAUUUUAUGCAGAUUGUCUUGCUUUUGCUAUUCAUACAUUUUAACUGUAUCAGUUUAUUAGUAGGUACUUAUUAGUGCAUACAUCUUGCAAAAUGAAAUAGCUCCUCGGUUAUUAUUGAAGCAAUACUCAAUUAGACCGGUUUUGUACCUAUUUGUAAUAUUUUAUACCUCAGUGUUUUUUACGAAUAUUUAUAACUAUGUACUUAAUAUUUUGACCAAUGUGUAACAGUAUUUAAUCUAAAUUUAUAAGUAUUUAUCACAUCAGGCAAAAAUGUCACAUUUUUACUUUUCACAGUAGUAAAAGUCCGACAUAUAACAUAUAACUAUAUGCUAAUGUAAUUUUAAUAACUGCAAUGCUUUGCCUCACUCUGCAUUAGUUUUAAAAUGAAAGAACUUAAAAAGACUUAAAUUUUAUCAGUAUUCUAGUCACUAGAUAAGUUUUGCAAACGCUAACUACAUAUUGUAUUGUAGCUAUUUAUAAAAUACUAUGUAAAAAUCAUUUGUAAUGUAUUAAAUUUGUUUUAUGUAUAAACUAUAUAACAAUCUGUGUUUUAUUUAUUUUUUC
This is a messenger RNA of Brassicogethes aeneus, 3717 nucleotides long. NCBI's taxonomy places the organism in Eukaryota, Metazoa, Arthropoda, Insecta, Coleoptera, Nitidulidae. The record is from the annotation of a GenBank genome assembly.